Molecule: messenger RNA, 430 nt
Organism: Truncatella angustata
Lineage: Eukaryota; Fungi; Ascomycota; Sordariomycetes; Amphisphaeriales; Sporocadaceae
Exons: 1
Coding region: 109-324 (71 amino acids)
Source: RefSeq, a predicted model, not a curated record
CUUAUAAUAAGGCGACUUGAAUAUUGGACCAUGACCGUGACAAGAAAUCCGUGGGUUUGGAAGGAUGUAUCCAUCUCAGCAGUCACUUAGACUGGUUCAUGCUGUCAUAUGAGGAGUCGGAGAUUUAUGCCACAACAGUUUGGUCUGCUAUCUGUGCUGCUCAUCUCUGCACCGAAGAGAAACUCUAGCUGGUCAAUUGCGGCGGCGGCCUUUGGGCGCGUUACGUUCGACCAUUACAUACAACAAUUCCAUUACCGCCAACCGUAUCUCACACUAUCCGUGCUGUAUUCUGCGUCGAGAUUACAAACUAUAAAGUUCCAAUAAAAAGGCCAAACCAUAUCGACAGGUAGAUCCCCUUUUAUGACAAAUACAGAUUGUUAAAAUUUGGCGCUUGGAGAUUUUUCAUCAUUUGACAUUGAUCUUGCACACG